Molecule: messenger RNA, 1521 nt
Organism: Cutaneotrichosporon oleaginosum
Lineage: Eukaryota; Fungi; Basidiomycota; Tremellomycetes; Trichosporonales; Trichosporonaceae
Source: RefSeq, a predicted model, not a curated record
GGCGCGGCGGCCGGUGUCGUCACAUCGAUCACUCACCCGCGUCGGUGCGCCCCGCAUUUCCGUACAAACCAGCACUCGGUGUACUCCCGGCACUCCUCCACGACCGAAAAGGCGUCGACAACUUUAAUCCGUUCCGCCUCUUCCCCAUCGUCCGCGCUCCCACUUGAUUCCCAGUUCACUUGAUCCUCCCUGCAUCGAAACAUGUUCCCCCGUGUUGCUCUCCAGCGCGUUGGUGGCCGCCUCGCCUCUACAGCUAACGCUGCUCGUCACUACGCUACGUCCAGCGCCUCGGGCCCUGUCAGCUUCGGCCUGAACGAUGAUCAGCGCGCCAUCGAUGAGCUGUCUCGCACGUUUGCCCAGGAGAAGAUCGUGCCCGCUGCUGCUGAGCUCGAUCGCACCAUGGAGUACCCUUGGGCGAUUCUCAAAGAGGCUCACGCCGCGGGUCUUAUGAACACUCACGUUCCCGAGGAGUACGGUGGCGCUGGCCUUGGCAUGGUUGAGUGCGCGAUUGUCUCGGAGAACCUUGGCUUUGGCUGCACGGGUGUCCAGACUGCCAUCGAGGCGAACGGCCUGGCGGAGGCCCCGCUCAUUGUCGGCGCCUCUCAUGAGCUGAAGAUGAAGUACCUUGGUCGCAUGGGCGAGACACCACUCGUUGCCUCGUACGCUGUUACUGAGCCUGGAGCCGGCUCUGACGUCGCCGGCAUCAAGACUAAGGCUGUUAAGGAGGGCGACAAGUUUGUCAUUAAUGGUACUAAGAUGUGGAUCACCAACUCGGGUCACGCCAACUGGUUCUUUGUCCUCGCAGUCACCGACCCUUCCGCCGGUGUCAAGGGUCUGACCGGAUUUGUUGUCGAUGCCGACACCCCGGGCAUCACUCCCGGCCGCAAGGAGAUUAACAUGGGCCAGCGCUGCUCUGACACACGUAUGGUGACCUUCCAGGAUGUUGUCGUUCCUCAGGAGAACGUCAUCGGUGCCGUGGGCGAGGGCUUCAAGCUGGCCAUGAAGGCGUUCGACAUCACUCGUCCUCUUGUAGCCGCUGGCGCUGUCGGUCUCGCUCAGCGUGCCCUCGAGGAGGCGACCAAGUAUGCCCAGGAGCGCAAGACCAUGGGCAAGGCCAUUAUCGACCACCAGGGCGUCGCUUUCAUGCUGGCGGACAUGGCCGUCAACGCCGAGGCUGCACGCGCGCUCGUGUGGAAGUCAGCCUGGGUCAAGGAUGCUGGCCAGCGCAACAGCUACUACGCUUCCAUGGCUAAGCUCUACGCAAGCCGGGCCGCUGUUGAGAACGCCAGCAUGGGUGUGCAGGUCUUCGGCGGCAUUGGCUUCAACACUGAGAUGCCCAUGGAGAAGCUCUACCGUGACUCCAAGAUUUUCGAGCUGUACGAGGGUACUUCGCAGAUUCAGCGCCUGGUCAUCUCGCGCCACCUGCCCGCCCUCUACCCCGCGUGAUCGAUAGUAUAACGAAGUGGAGACAUAGAACCAGACCAGACAUCCGAAUAAUCAGGUUGUAUGGCUGGGUUACAG